Candida dubliniensis CD36 is the source of this 801-nucleotide messenger RNA. Its product is annotated as rRNA-binding ribosome biosynthesis protein. NCBI's taxonomy places the organism in Eukaryota, Fungi, Ascomycota, Pichiomycetes, Serinales, Debaryomycetaceae. The transcript has a single exon. Gene Ontology annotation, molecular function: small ribosomal subunit rRNA binding. Bases 1 to 801 code for a protein of 266 amino acids. Gene Ontology annotation, cellular component: nucleolus; small-subunit processome. The record is from RefSeq and is a predicted model, not a curated record.
AUGAGACAAAAGCGUGCCAAGGCCUAUAAGAAACAGAUGAGUGUGUAUGUACACGCAUUCAAGUUUAGAGAACCGUAUCAAAUAAUAGUGGACAAUGAACUCAUCACCACUUGUCAAUCCGCAUCAUUUGACAUCAACAAGGGGUUUACUCGAACUAUUCAAGCAGAAAACAAACCGAUGAUAACUCAAUGUUGCAUCCAGGCAUUAUAUGACACCAAGAAUCAACUAGCAAUAGAUAUUGCUAAAUCAUUUGAAAGAAGAAAAUGUAAUCAUCGUGAAGCCAUCGACCCUAGUCAAUGUAUUGAAUCAAUCGUUAAUAUUAAUGGACAAAACAAACAUCGAUAUAUUGUUGCUAGUCAAGAUUUGCAAUUGCGUAAAAAAUUACGAAAAAUUCCAGGGGUACCGUUGAUUUAUAUGAAUCGAUCGGUGAUGGUUAUGGAACCAAUUAGUGAUGUUAGUAAUCAAUAUAAUAUGAAUUAUGAAUCGAAGAAAUUGACAGGAGGAUUGAAUGAUAUUGAAGCUGGGAAAUUGGAUAAGCAAAAUGAAGGUGAAGAUAAGGAUGAACUGGAAGUUAAAAGAAAGAAAAGAAAAGGUCCUAAAGAACCAAACCCAUUAAGUGUUAAAAAGAAGAAAACUGGCAAUACAACUACCACUAAUACUCAACAUCAGAAAAAGAAAUCAAAUAGAAGAAAAAGACACAGCAAGUCAAAGGUAGAAGACAAGGAAGAACAACAAGAGGAGAAAGUGAAAGAAGCAACCAAUAAUGAAGAUACACAAGAGACCACAACGCCUGCUGAAUAA